This is a messenger RNA of Naegleria gruberi, 2364 nucleotides long. RefSeq lists its product as uncharacterized. Bases 1 to 2364 code for a protein of 787 amino acids. Lineage: Eukaryota; Heterolobosea; Eutetramitea; Acrasida; Naegleriidae. The record is from RefSeq and is a predicted model, not a curated record. Gene Ontology annotation, cellular component: cytoplasm. The transcript has a single exon.
AUGUAUUACGAUGAACCAGAUUCUGGAGCUUUUGCUACAAAAAAUCCAGCAGACAAAUUUACAAAUUUGAUGGAAUUUAGUGAAUUGAGAUAUAUCAUUAACUUGCCAUGCAACAAGGCUAAAGAAAUUGUUUCUUUGGAAGAUUCUGUACAUGUCUUUUCAACAUCAAAUCCAUUUGGAAUGAUUCAUUUUGAGAGUAAUGCAUGUGAUUCAUUCAAAGUGACCGAGUUGUACUAUAUUCAAUCUAAAUUGGGUCCAAACUUGAGUUUUGUUUCUCUUAAAAACAUCAAGGUAGUUGCCUUAUUUUCUGCUAAACUUGCUAGACCAGACAGGUUCAAAGUCGAUACUCAAUCCAAUUUCAUAGACACUGAUGUGUAUGCACUGAUUUAUCAUCCAAAACUCAAUAAGAAAUUUGAAUUGGACUUUUCAUAUAGUCAAUUCGUUCAAAAUUCUCUGCAUAAGGAUGUGAGAAGUUUACCGAUUCAAAUUCUAACAGAAUUUACCGAUAGCCAUUCAAUGGUUGGAAUCUAUCAAAGUGGAUCAAGAACAAUUCAAUUAAUUGAUAUGAGCUCAUGGGAUCCUUCCGUUCCUAUCAAAAGAGGUACACCUCCACAUAAUUCUAAGAGUAUCCACUUGCCUUUUAACAUAGACACCGUUAGAUGGCUCUCACCAAAUACAUUCCUGGUUUUAGAGUAUGGUGGUGUGAGUAAUUAUUGGAAAGUUGUGGAAUUGAAUGGAAAUUCUGUGGAAAUUAAGGAUGUAAGCGACAUGUCAACAAUAUCUCUCAAGGAGUAUCAUGUAAACUCGAGCGGAAAGGAAAAUCUCAUUUUUGCUCAACCAUUUAUCAAGGAGAAUACUCCUCAAGAAGUAUAUUUGAGAAAGAUUGCGAGAAAGGAUGAUUUACUCACUAUUGAAACUGAUUUAUCUCUUCAAAAAGGAAAUCCAAAAAUUGUCAAUGUACAAACCAAGUAUUUGAAGAAAUCCAACCAAUUGGUUCUCCUACAUCACGAUAACGAUGGUCUUCCUACAUUGGAUGUAUUGAAUUUUGAAAGGAAUACUUAUCGUAGAGUAACUCCCCCUGAGAGAAAGUCCAAAGUUGCACCUUCUUUCGAUUCUUCCAAGUCUCGAUUUGUAGACCUUUCCAAUGGAUACAUUGCACUCUUAGAUGAGGAAAACAAACUCUUCUUAUUCAAUUUGAAUGUGGACAAGUUAGCAGAGGAAGCUAUCAGCUGGAAAAAGUUCCACACUUCUGGUACCUCUUCUGACUCUCUCAAAAUCGAAUAUAUUCAACAAGACAAGGAAGCUAGCUUCCCUAAACACGGAAAAAUUGAUGAUUUGCCUCAUGUUGGAGGUAAUACUUUUGCGGGUGGCUCUGGAGGGUUUGAUACUGCCGGCUUAGCAGGCGCUGGAGGUCCAUACCGAUUAUACAAGGAGGGAAAUCCAAUUGUUCAAGUUUCCGAUGAAGUGAAGAAUAAUGUUAGUAAGGAAAUUUUGGAAAGAGCCAGAGCCAUGGCAGAACAAGCAUACAAGAAGAGAUUGCAAGAAAUUGACAUGACAGCGCAUGAAAUGAACUUGUACUCUCAAUAUAAGAAUAAUGUGAGCCAGCAAAUUGAUCAACUGAGAAAAACUCUUGCAGGAUUAAAGUGGAGAGAUGAAGAGGAGGAACGUGUUUGGAUUAAAAAUCAAACAACAGGUGAAAUUGAUGAUAACAAGAUUGUGGAAGGAAUUGUUGGAGAAAAGAACAUUUACAAGAGGAGAGCCAAUGAAAAUGAAAAGAGAAAAUCAAAUCUUCCUAAAAAGAAGAAGCUACUCCACUUUGUAAUGGAUGUUUCUGGUUCAAUGUAUCGAUUCAAUCAUCAAGAUGAAAGAUUGGACAAAAUGUUGGAAAUUGCUGUCAUUAUUAUGGAAAGUUUUAAAGGAUUUGAGGACAGAUAUGAAUACAAGAUUACAGGGCACUCUGGACAAACAAGUUGUUUGGAAUUGGUCAAAAGAGGAGCUCCACCAAAAGAUGAAAAGGAACGUCUCAAGGUUCUUCUUAAAAUGCAUGCUCACUCGCAAUAUUGUUGGAGUGGAGAUACGACAGUGCGAGCAAUUAGAGAUGCUUCAAAGAAUGAGGAAAAUGAUUUUGUUUUUGUCUUUUCAGAUGCCAACUUAUCAAGAUAUGGAAUUUCACAUCAAGAUAUUGCUGUUCAUUUGAAGAAGAAUACCUUUAUCAUUUUCAUUGCAUCCAUGUUUAAUGAAGCACAAGAACUCAAGCAAGGUCUUCCAUCUUCCAAUAGUUUCGUAUGUUUGGAUACACGAGAAUUAUCAACAACUUUCAAGAAGAUCCUAUCUCAAAACAUUACCAUGAGUAAAAAUAAAUAA